Molecule: messenger RNA, 4518 nt
Organism: Mytilus californianus (California mussel)
Lineage: Eukaryota; Metazoa; Mollusca; Bivalvia; Mytilida; Mytilidae
Product: E3 ubiquitin-protein ligase SH3RF3-like
Exons: 14
Coding region: 339-2858 (839 amino acids)
Biological process (GO): positive regulation of proteasomal ubiquitin-dependent protein catabolic process; protein ubiquitination; positive regulation of JNK cascade
Molecular function (GO): ubiquitin protein ligase activity; protein binding; metal ion binding
Source: RefSeq, a predicted model, not a curated record
AUGGCUUCCAAAGUUUACAGUGAAAAACAACAAUACGAACUCACAAAAUAGUGAAAAGUUUUCAAGUUCAAGAUUUAUUUAAUUGACUUUAUUAAUUACUUUUAUUUUCCUUAUCGUUUGAUAACUUUUACGUUCUAUGUACUAAAUCAUAAAAGACCUGUUUCUGCAGAAACAGUGAAUAUUAUCAAACGUGCAGACGGUCAUAUAAAAUAAAUUAUUGUAGAUGGUAUUUACAAACCGAUGUUCUUCCUGAAGUGAACAUUGAAUGUUUCAAACAGUGAAUAAAAGUUCAAUUAUAUUUAAAGAUAUGUGAUACAGUUGCAAAAUGGUUAGUUCUGAUGGAUGAGCAAUCUUUGAAUGAACUCCUUGAAUGUUCAGUCUGUCUGGACAGACUUGACCAUACAAGCAAGGUUCUUCCUUGCCAACAUACAUUUUGUAGAAGAUGUCUGGAAGAAAUUGUUAGCACUAAAGGAGAACUUCGCUGUCCUGAAUGUAGAUAUCUUGUUGAAAUUCGAGUUGAAGAGCUUCCUUCAAAUAUUCUUUUGAUAAGACUUCUUGAAGGUAUUAAAACUAAAACUUGUACUGAAAGAUCAAGAUCUCCAGGAAGAUACACAAAUGAUGAAUUGUCUUCUGGUUCAGCAACUGACAGACAUUCAAAGCAGUCUGUUGGGAAGCUGCCAUGUGCUAAAGCAUUGUACAAUUAUGAAGGAAAAGAUUCUAAUGAUUUGUCAUUCAGGAAAGGUGAUAUUAUUAUUCUAAAGAAACAGGUUGAUGAUAAUUGGUAUCAUGGAGAAUUCAACUCACACCAUGGGUUCUUUCCUGCUUCAUAUGUUCAGGUCCUUGUACAACUCACAUCUAAUGUUCCACAAUGCAAGACUUUAUAUGACUUUGAAAUGAAAGAUGAAAGUGAUAAGAAAGAUUGUCUUUUCUUUAAGAAGGAUGAAACCAUAACUGUAUUAAAGAAAGUGGAUGAUAAUUGGUUGGAGGGUAGGAAAGGUGAAAAGAUUGGGAUAUUUCCUGUAUCCUUUGUUGAGAUGAAUGAUGCUGCAAGGUCUUUAAUUAAUUCUCAAUCAAAUCCUUCCUUGCAUGGUGGUAAUUUAAUUUUGCAUGAUCGAGGUUCUGGGGAUGGAGUGCCACAUUCCUCUCCCCUUUCUUCUUUGGUUACUCAAAUCCCACAACAGAAGCGGCAUUCAUUUACAGCAUCUCCUCAGAAAACAUCCACGGCAGCUAGUCAGCAUAAUAGAAGAUCUCUAGAGUUAAGCAGCAGUGGGAAUUUGGUAAUUGUACCAUCUCCUCACCUUCCAAGCAGGUCACGUUCACCUCCGCCAGUACCAUCCCAUAAUAGUCAGUCAGCUACCUCAGCUAAUAAAACCACCUCAGUUUUAGCUAGCAAAUCUUCUGUGGCCAGUAGAAACUCAUCAUUAACAGCUAGCAAAACUUCAUCUGCUACAGGAAGUAAACUUAAUUCAGCAUUUCAGGAACCAGGAACUUCAAGAAAAUUUGACAAUUCAAUGGAACCACAGACAGGACCAGCAAUAGUAGAUGCCUCUAAAAUUUCUGGUAUUAAUAGUCCUGUAUAUACAGCAUUAUUUAAUUAUAAACCUCACCGAGAGGAUGAAAUAGAACUGAGGAAGGGAGAUUAUUACACUGUAUGUGAUAAAUGUCAAGAUGGAUGGUAUAGAGGGCAGUGUUUAAAGACAGGAAAACCUGGUGUUUUCCCUGGCAAUUAUGUACAAAUGGUCAGGUUACCAAGUGCAUUUCUUCCAGUCAGUGGUAAUGUGAUGAACAUUCAUUCAAAAGGAAUCCAUUCUCUACCAUCAUCUUCAUCAGCACCUGCUGUAACUAUGACAACUUCAUCUGGUCACAGAUCAAGUACAUCACCAAUCAGGCCAGGGUCUUCACCAUCACUUCAGAAUUCAUCAUCACAGCAAGCAGAGUCAUCUUCUGGUCCCCCUCCCAUUACACCAAGAAGCUCAAAAUCAUUAGCAAAACUUUCAUCAUCAGCACCAUCACGAUCAGCAGCUAACAGUAAAACCUCUUCUCAUUCAUCAGCGAGUAACAAAUCAUCAGCUACAAAACUAACAAAUUCUGGACCAUCUUCACCUAGAUCAGCGUCCAGUAGAACAUCAUCAUCAUCAUCACUAAAGCCAGCAGAUAGCAGUGGAACAAAAGCGAAAUCCCCACACCGCCAUGCAAAUCACAAUGGCCCAUCAGUAGGUAUGGAAGGUCAUCUUGACCUUAGUGUGACCUCAGGACAUUCCAAUCAUCGUACGUCUAGCUCAAAACAAGUUGUUUACAGAAAGCCUAAUGCUGUUGGAAUGCCACAAGUAAUGUCUGCUUCUUCGAACAUCACACCACCUAAUAUUGUGGCAGGAGCCACAGGUGAAAUACCUGGGAUCAAGGAUAAUAAGAAGGACAAGAAAGAAAAGGAGAAAUUGAGUCUGGUAAAAAGACUGACCUCUGGUAAGAGCAAGAAAUCAAAAUCCCCUGGACUUGAAAGUGAUGGGUCUGGCACAGAAAGUAUUGGGAAUCAUGUCAGAUCUGGGUCUUGUCCAGCAGAUAGUAAUAGUCUGCUUGGAGCAGAGGGAAGUCAGCAUAUGAAAACUGGUUCCUUUGAUUCUACAGUUCCUCUUGUACCUCAGCAAAAAAUAAGUAGACCAAAACCUGUAGUUAGAGAAAAAUAUAGAUGUGUUGUUCCUUAUCCACCACAAAGUGAUGUUGAACUAGAACUUAAAGUGGGGGAUGUAGUUUAUGUUCACAAAAAACGGGAAGAUGGAUGGUACAAAGGAACUCUCCAACGACUGGGAAAAACUGGACUUUUUCCUGGAAGCUUUGUAGAAAAAUGUGAAAAUGUAUGAAAAUGUAUGAAAAUUAUCAUAAUAGCACAAUUAAUGCAAGUGUUAAUACAUGUAUGCAGUCAUGUCAAUGUUUGUGAAAUAGCUUUAUUGUAUAAUCCUGUGAAAGUUCUUUAGAAUUGUUGACUAGUUUUUGUAAUGGUUGAAAAUUUGAUAGUGAAAGAGUUAUUGAUUUAAUUGUUUUUUCAGAGUACAAAAAUUUUAAAUGAUUCUGGUAUAUAAAAAAAAAGGGAAACCCAUGAAAAUUUCUUUCCCACUAAUGGUAAGAGUUCAUAGAACAAAAAAAAAUCUUUUAUUUUGAAAAUAUGAAAAUGGAUAGGUGGAACUGUUUUUCUUCUUAUAGAACAUAUGUACAGAAGUUCUAAAACAACAAAUUAAAGAACACCAAGAUAGCUUCAAAAGGAGAGUGAAACAAGCCCCUGAUAAGCAAAAUAUUUCAAUUGUUUUCAAAACUAAUAAAAAAACAGGAUGUAGCAUGGUUAACAUAUGUUUUAUUGUGUCAGUCUGUUUUGUAAAUAGUACAUAUUUAGUGCCACAAUUAUUAUAGUGCUGUAUCAGUAUACAGUGUAUAUUUAAACUUAGUGCUUUUACUUCACCUGAAUAGAGGACCAUUUUAGGUAUUAGCAUGUAUUCAUCUAUUUGGGUGUCAUUUGUUAACAUUCAAGAACAUUAUUGUCAUCUCAAGAUGGGAAUCACUUUGGCCUGUAAGAACUAGAAAUAGGAAAAAUAUGUGAUCCAUCAGAAAUAAGAAAUUUGUGGAAUGUCUUAACAAAAAGAAAGUCUAUAGAAAACUACACGAUUCAGUAUUUUUAUAUUCAAAUUUCAAUAUUAAAAAUUUUAAUAGUUUCAUACUGAAAACUUCAUGGUUGUGAAAUAGCUUCUACAUGCUCCUUUGACUUUUCUGUUCCAGUACUUUGUGUUUACAUCAAUAAUUUGGAAAGUACAUGGUAUUGGGUAAUGUUUGAAAUAAAAUUCAAGAUUGUUGCAGCAGAAUAAAAUUUAAACACAAUGUUAGAAAAUUGAUUAUACAAUAACACAUUGUCAUCAUGAUGAUAGUUUGAUUUUACAUAGAAAUUUGCGAGUGUACCGAAAUUUAGUAAUAAAAUACAUUGUAGUAUGUGAGGUUAAGGAGUAAGACUUUUUAUAUAGCUCCAAGGGACUGUCAUAAGAGGGUAAUCUUGAUAAAGUUGGAUGAAACAUCCAUAAAAUUACUUCCUUAAUCUGUUUGACUUCAUGUAAGAAUGUAAUUGUCAUCUUCUACGACAAAUACCUGGUUUGGUAUAUUAAUUUGUUUAGUUAUACAUGCAGGCCUGUGUAUUUACUUGAUAUUAACUUGUAUAUUAUAUUCUGUUAUCUCGUUUAUUGUAAAUCUUUCAUGAUGAAAUCGUCAACAUUAUUAUUGGACUGAGACUUCUUACUUUUUUUCAAGGUCACAUGUAAUGUUCUUGUAUGAUUUAAAUUUGGAUAAAGUUCCAUUGGAACAACAUUUUUGAGGUAGCUUAUGUUUUAUUUUUGAUUAUUUUAUAUUAAUUGAACAUUUGAGAAUUCCAGCAAUUCAAAAUGCAUGCCUAAGACAUGUUAAUUGUGAAGUUGACGAUCAAUUUUGGCCAAUGAAAAAAGUUGUUACAUAAAGAUUGCAUUAGAAUUCAGAAAUGAAGUAUUU